Molecule: messenger RNA, 858 nt
Organism: Besnoitia besnoiti
Lineage: Eukaryota; Apicomplexa; Conoidasida; Eucoccidiorida; Sarcocystidae
Exons: 8
Coding region: 1-858 (285 amino acids)
Source: RefSeq, a predicted model, not a curated record
AUGGGAAACAAACCCGUCUCUCCUUCGAUAUACGACCUGGACGUGCCUGUGGGAUAUGCACUGCUGGAGAGCGGAGAUUUUUACAAGGGGAAGCUCAAUGAGGCACGCAGACCGUGCGGCCGCGGCAUUCUUCUCCUCCGGGAGGGGCACUGCCACGUGGGAGCAUUUCGAGACGGACGCCGCCACGGCAGCGGCGCCUUCGUAGAGAUGCGUGAGGGCGGAUGCGUCGCAGUUCACUCAGGUACCUGGGCGGAGGAUGCCGCCUGCGGCUGCUUCCGCUCCUUCUUCUUUCCGCAACAAGUCUCCGUUGUCUCGGAGUGGGACGAUGGGCGCGUGUGUCGGGUCUCGCCUCCGCGCGCGAGCGCCGGAGUCUACGAUCCUCGUGCGCCGCUUUUUCUUCGCGACGAAACGCUCAGAAGAGAAGAAGAGAACGUCUCGCCGCCCCCCUCGUUCUCGCACGUCCUCUCUUCGCAUGCAGAAUCAGCGCGCGGCUUCUACUCUGAGUCGGCUUCAGUGAAGGCGCGCGACGAGGGCGAAGAGAAGAGAAAUGCGCCUUCGCCGCAGCGAGAUGUGCAGGAGACGUGCAAGAGUCUUCGCGUUGAGGCUGAAACCCCGCACGCCCCUCCGGCAGGCCACCUCAGUGUCGACCUUCUGGCGCCAUCGCAGAACGAUCAAAGCCCGAGGAGCGACGCGUUCGUGGACCCCUACGCAUGGUCGACGGAGGAGCUCUGCUUGCGCCUGCGCAGCUUCGAGGAGAAAGGCGGGAAGCUGCCGCCGCAGUUCGUUGAGCGCUGCCACGCCAAGUCUCUCACGGGUGAGGACAAAGGCGUGCGUAUCGAGGAAGCAUAUUCCGUGUAG